AUGCCUCCAAGACACCAAACUCUCCCUCCCGCGCAGACAACCUCCGCGAAAGAGGCCCAAAAGUCCUUCUACUGCACCCUCUGCUCCAAGGGCUACUCCCGCAUGAACGACUAUGAAGCCCACCUCAGCAGCUAUGACCACAGCCACAAGCAGCGGCUCAAGGACAUGAAGGCCAUGGUGCGCGAUCCCAACGCCGGCGCAAAGGCGAGGAAGGCCGAGGCCAAGGCGGACGGCAUCGUCAGCAUCAAGCUCAGCGACCAGGAUGCGCCUUCAUCUGGCGGUGGAGGCGGCGGCUUCAAGAAGGGCGGCUUCAAGAAGACUGGCUUCAAGAGCGCUUUUGCGCCGGCAGACGCAUCGACAUCAGCACCCGCAUCGCAGCCACCGUCGACAGACUCGGCUCGUAAACAAGCGAAUACCGCCGCUGGUGCUCCCAGGGAUCAAGGAAAACCUGGCUUGUCUUCUUCGCGUAUCCACAAGAGCUCCCUCGUGGAGAGCGAUACGGAAGAUGAAGGAUAUGAAGUCUACGAUCCCCGAUUUCCCACCGAUUGA
Molecule: messenger RNA, 549 nt
Organism: Trichoderma citrinoviride
Lineage: Eukaryota; Fungi; Ascomycota; Sordariomycetes; Hypocreales; Hypocreaceae
Exons: 2
Coding region: 1-549 (182 amino acids)
Source: RefSeq, a predicted model, not a curated record